AUGCCUGGCUGGGAAUUGAUCGUUGGGUGUGUAGGAAAGCCCUCUGCUGGAAAAUCGACGUUUUUUAAUGCAGUAACCGAUGGUUCGGCAAAAGUGGGAAACUAUCCGUUCACAACAAUUGAACCAAAUACAGGUAUUACGUACUAUAUGACCGAUUGUCCUUGUAAAACGAAGGGACUCAGCAAAGAAUGUCAUCCCCUAUAUGGCUUCUGCAAAGAUGGUCAACGCCAAAUUCCUUUGAAGCUGCUGGAUGUCGCAGGACUCAUUCCAGGAGCUAGUGAAGGUGCAGGUUUGGGAAACAAGUUCCUCGAUGAUUUGCGUCAUGCUCAUGUUUUGGUGCAUAUCGUGGAUGUCUCGGGGAGAACAAACGAAAAGGGAGAGAACACAGUGGGAUACGACCCGUCUCGCGACAUCGACUGGCUCUACGACGAGAUCCACGCCUGGAUCUUCAACAACAUUUACAAAAAAUGGAGUGGGAUCAUCCGCAAGUACAGCACGUUCUGCAACAGCGAGAAGCCCAAAGGUCUUGCGGAGCUCUUGCAGCUGCAGCUUUCCGGCUACGGAACGACUCCCUCGCAGAGUGCAGCGAUCGUCCGCUACCUGAACCUGAAAGAGCCAGUCGACCUAAACAGCUGGAGCGCAGAUGAUGUGCAUCGCCUGGUCGAUGCCUUCAUGUACAUCCGCUUUCCGAUCGUGGUGGCGCUGAACAAGGCGGACUGCAAGGGAAAGACGGACGACAACAUCCUCAAGAUCAUGAAGCGGUACAACAAAGACAACGUCGAUUGGAAGUCGAGGGACCAUUUGAAGGUCCGCGACAUCGUCGUGAUCUCCGCGGCCUCCGAGUGUUUCCUCAAGAAACUCGCUGCGCAGAAGUAUAUCACGUACAACCGCGGGGAUACGAUGUUUUUAACGCGGGAAGACGAGAUGGAGGCGACGGGGAAAAGCAAACUGAAGAAAAUCGACGCCACGGUGUCGGACCGGCUGGAGAAGAUCAUGGACAUGGUGCUGUUUCGGUAUGGAUCGACGGGAGUGUGGAAUGUUGUGACUUCCGCGGUUAAAUGCAUGAAUCCGACGAUUGUGUACCCGGUGACCUCGAUGACGACGUAUAAGGGACCGCGAGGAGGCGUGUUCUCGACGUGUUAUGUGCUGCAUCAGCACGCCACGGUGGAGGAUCUGCGAAUGUUGCUGGUGAAUGCGGAGAAUAUUCCGUGCGUGUCGAUUGAGGCUGCGGAUGGAAGGGUGAUGGGAGAGGAGGACGAGAUUGAGAACAACUCGAUUGUAAAGAUUAACACGCGUAGUAACGUUGAUUUUAGUGUUUGUUAUAUCAAAGGGGUUUCAUCGACCAGACUAUACUGA
Blastocystis hominis is the source of this 1356-nucleotide messenger RNA. RefSeq lists its product as hypothetical. Gene Ontology annotation, molecular function: GTP binding; ATP hydrolysis activity. The transcript is spliced from 5 exons. The coding region runs from base 1 to 1356 and encodes 451 amino acids. Gene Ontology annotation, cellular component: cytoplasm. The record is from RefSeq and is a predicted model, not a curated record. Lineage: Eukaryota; Bigyra; Opalinata; Blastocystidae.